Molecule: messenger RNA, 2112 nt
Organism: Peronospora farinosa
Lineage: Eukaryota; Oomycota; Peronosporomycetes; Peronosporales; Peronosporaceae
Source: the annotation of a GenBank genome assembly
AUGGCGCCACAGUCGAUUUCCGAGUACACGCUGCUUGAAUUUUUAGGUGAAGGUGCCACUGCUCAAGUUUAUUUAGCAAAACACGAGGUUUCCGAGGCUCAUGUAGCCAUUAAAGUGAUUGACAAGUUGUUAAUUCAACGCUCACAGUUAGAGAGCAAAAUUCAACAAGAAAUGGUGCUUCAUGCUGAAUUAAAUCAUCCCAAUGUUCUCCACGUUGAGAAUGUUUUCGAAGAUGCUCGAAAUUAUUAUAUGAUUUUGGAAUAUUGUGCUCGUCGGUCGCUUUCGGCCAUUGUCAAGACAUUUCCAGCACGUCAAAUGGAAGAAAAAAUGGCGAAAAAAAUAUUUCGUCAAGUGGUGACGGGUGUCGUGUAUUUACAUGCCAAUGACGUGAUCCAUCGAGAUCUAAAACUUGCCAAUUUGUUGAUAACUAAGGACGGGGAGGUCAAAAUCUCGGAUUUUGGACUUGCAGCGAGACUUGGGGAGGAUCAUGUGACAAUGUGUGGUACGCCUAAUUUCAUUGCACCAGAAGUGUUGACGGCAGAGAACGAGCCAUACAAUGAGACGGUGGAUAUUUGGUCUCUAGGGUGUAUUUUGUACUGUUUGCUGCUCGGCAAAGCGCCGUUUGAAGGCCGUAAAGUCAGUGAAACGUUGGAGAAUGUGGCGAAUGCAGGACAGACCCCGCUAAAGUUUCCUGACGGCUUCUCGUCAUCUGCCGGCGACUUGAUCAAACGGCUGCUUAGUUCAAAUCCACGUAGUCGUCCAUCGGCCAAGCAAAUCCUGCUACACCCUUGGCUCCGUGAGCUGUCUCACAAGCGUGCAACGCCACCAUCUUGCGGUACACGCAAAUCUCUAGUGCGGAUACCUCCACACCCUCGAGCUUCAUCUCGAUCUCCUAAAAGCUUGCGCGAUAAUCGCAGAGCAACGAUAUCUCGGUCGAUGAGAGAGGAGGAGCAAUUUCUAUCAUCGUCUACCUCAUCUGCUCCACUCAAAGUCGAAAGGCGGCGCACGCUCAGAGACAGUCAUGCCGGCUCGAUGCAGCGCGGCCUGCUCGACGCUCCUGCGAAUGAGAUGAGGGGGGUUUCUCAAUUUCAGCCGAUGAUGUCUGCUCUCGGGAACACUAGCAGCGACAGCAAUUGUAGCCCCGAUGAUGAUAGUAUGAACCUCGAUGAAGACUCCAUCGAUCUCUCCGAGCAAUCGUUGCCAACGCGAAAUGGCCAUGACAGGCGGAAGGAUGAACACACGUCACCUGACCGAGUUGAUCAGUCACUUCUUGCAGUAUCCAGGAUCUCUGGACCAGCCAUAUCAGUUAUCAUGCAUUUGGAAUUGCAAAACCUGACAUGGUUCGAGAUUUCUCAAGCCAGCGUUGGCAAUGUGAGCGAUGCGAAGGUGCAAUUGCAGUGGAGUUGCAAGGAACCAGCUGAAGUCGGCAGUCCACCGACAUUCGAACUAAAAGUAUCAAACGGGUGGAAAGGAAGCUACGAUUUAGCUACUGGGGUGUUUACAGCCAUGACAAACGACGGUGAUCCAUUGCGUUACGAGAUUCCUGGAGUGAGAAAAGCACGAACUGGUGUCAAUAUGACUUUGAGUUCAUCCCGGAGAUCACCUUCUCAGCGCCCGUUCUUGCCACCAUUGGUUCGGUUUUGCCAAUGUCUUGCAUUACGCAGCAUGCAGUUGCGCCAAAUUGCACUACGAGGUGAAUUCAGCAAGCUUCCAUUCGUCCAUUAUGAUACACUUCCAGAGUCAUUGUUGGCAUCCUUCCACUAUCGAACCACUUUUUUUACUCAAGGUGCUAGACGUGGGACACAAGGAGAUUCGUAUGAAGCACAGAGAGAAGUCGACAUUGCUGGAAUUGGACGUGGACAAAUUGAUGCAAGUGGAGACUUGAAAGUUGUGUAUUUGGAUGGAGCUCAGCUUAUUUUGGCAGCAAGUGGGUUGCAAUUACGUUUCCGGCCAUCUUGGACAAGUGAUAUUUAUGGCACGGACAGUGUCCAGACUGAAGAUGUCUUUGAAUUACUCACAACUGGCACAAUGUCAUCAUUUCUACCCUCAGCAGUGAAACAAAAGUUGGCGAGUAUUCCCGAGUUUAUUCGACGGCUCCAAGCAGCAACCUAG